Molecule: messenger RNA, 831 nt
Organism: Cooperia oncophora
Lineage: Eukaryota; Metazoa; Nematoda; Chromadorea; Rhabditida; Trichostrongylidae
Source: the annotation of a GenBank genome assembly
AUGAUAGCAAUAUGCCAGGAAUGGGCGCCAUGGAGUGCAUGGACAUCGUGCUCAGUCAGUUGCGGUGAGGGUGAACGAAAACGGACUCGCGAAUGCAUAGGUGGCCGAGACUGCCCUGGUGUUGGGAUGGCAGCAGAAACAUGUGUCACGCCCUCUUGCCCUUCAUGGUCAGAUUGGGGCGCGUGGGAAGGGUGCAGUAUCACAUGUGGUCAGGGCCAUGAGCAACGAUCUCGAAAGUGUCAGGAGCAGCUGAAGAGACCCGCAUAUGCGAACGUGGCGAUUGUCCUCGGUGGUCCUCUUGGACGUCAUGGACACCAUGUACUAGAAGUUUAUCGUACACGUGAAUGCGAACACGGCUCUUGUGAAGGUGCUUCCGAAGAACGACUUCUGUGCAAUCAACAGGACUGCCCCGCGUGGACAGAAUGGACUGCUUGGACGGUAUGUGCAAAUAAAUGUGACGAAGAUACCUACAGGAUACGGAACAGAAUAUGUAUGUAUGGCGGAGUAAGUCACAGUGGAUGUGAAGGACCAGCUCAAGAUCAGUCUUCAUGCCCAUCACGUGCUUGUGCCACAUGGUCUGAUUGGAGUGAGUGGACUCGUACAUGUGAGGGCGGAUCCGAUUGUAUGGGUUCUAAUCGGGAGAUUCGCUUCUGUCAGCUGGCCAGCUGUCCAUAUUGGGACGAGUGGAUGGAUUGGGGUGGUUGUUCAGUUACAUGUGGAAUGGGAGUUUGCGAGCGAAGGAGACGGUGCGUGACAGAUGACCUACUGAAUUUGCCAAAUCUCGAGGAACUUGAUGAAGCCUUGUUCGAAAUGGAUUCUGGUGAGGUUUAG